Messenger RNA from Myxozyma melibiosi, 1128 nucleotides. RefSeq lists its product as uncharacterized. The record is from RefSeq and is a predicted model, not a curated record. NCBI's taxonomy places the organism in Eukaryota, Fungi, Ascomycota, Lipomycetes, Lipomycetales, Lipomycetaceae. The transcript has a single exon. The coding region runs from base 18 to 830 and encodes 270 amino acids.
CGACGACGCGACCGCUGAUGGCGCCGCAGAACGAGUACGUGGCGGAGAAAGAGCGUCAGCAGCAGCAGCAGCAGCAGCAGCAAGCAGCACAGUACUACCAGCAGCCGUAUAUGCAGCAGGGUCCGCCGCCUCCGCAGCAGGGAUAUCAGAAUGGGAUGAUGAUGGGACAGCAGCCACAUGUUCUUGUGCAGGCGCAGCCGAUCAUGCAGCAUGGACUGAUGAUGAUGCCUCAGCAAUUACAGCAGCAGCCAUUACCUCCACUUCCCCCACCACAGCAGCAGCCACCACAACAAGAGCAGCAGCAGCAGCAGCUACUACAACAACCACUACAGCAACCCCCACAGCAAGCACUACAGCAACAGCCAGGACCGCAGCAGAUGGCUACGCAUAUGCGAAACGGAUCGACGGGUGGUGACCAGUUGUCGUCGCUGCAAAGCAACGGGACGGUCGACCAAAAAGCACCGCAGCAAGCCCAGGCUUCUUCGGCGCCGGUACAGAAGCAGGAGGAGGACGACGAGGGCGAGCAGCGAAAGCAGUCGUUGUCGCCGGGGUCGGCUGCUAGCGCCGGCAAGGAAGUAAACGGCAAAUCUGCGGCAUCGUCUCCGAGUACGAACGGCAGCAGCGAGAACAGCAGCAGCAGCACGACGACGAAGAAGCAGUGGACUGCAGAAGAAGACGAUCUGAUUACGCGGCGCGAUCUGCGAUUUGAAGAGCUGUCGGUUCUGCUCCCGUCGCGAACCGAGCACGAGAUCUGGGAUCGGAUCUCGUGGUUGCAGAAGAACGGGGUGGCGGGAGCGGCUGCGGUUGCUGCGGAGGCGGGCCGGGCGUGAAAAGAUUUGUUUUUCAAUGUUCAUACCAGUAAAGAAGAGGAAGUGAAAGAGAGGAGAGGAGAGGAGAGAAAAGAGAGGGAGAGAAAAAAGAGGUUUUUUAUCAUCAUUUGUUGUAACUUACUUAUUACUCUUUAGUAGCACUGUCGUCACAUAUCAAACUGUUAUUUACAAAUGUGAUGUAGAAAAGCUAUGUACUUUUUCUAUUUUCUCUCAACUUACAGCGUUUCAAUGAUUUUUUCUAAAUGUUUAUUAUGUUUUGUCUACUAUAUUUCAAAAAAUACUUCCUCUUAUCUUUUCU